CUCUAGACUUGAGUUGGGAAGCGGAGUUUGGGGAGAAGGAGGGUUUGAGAGCAGAUGUGUCCACAUCACCUAUCGCCGGUGUUUAAAUUAUAGUCGACUGUUCUUCUUGUGUAGCCUACAUCAUAAUCUGGUCGGAGUGAAAGUGUCAACUAAUAGAUUUUGGGCUCAUUAUGAAACAGAGCAGGAGUCGCCAACAUUGACAGUAAGGAGCUGUCUCGUUUGGGGCUGAAGUCGAGGCUCCAGUUACUUAGAAAGAGAAGGAGGGGGAGAAGAAAGGAGGAGGAGCGGGAGUGAAAGGAUGGAGCAUGCCCACAGUCUGCUCCUGGACGAGGAGGCCUGCAGCCAGCUGGGGGAGCACCAAAGGGCCGAGUUUGUCUUCGAGUGGCUCCGCUUUCUGAAGAAGCUCCUUCCUGCUGCCGACAGGGCGGAUGUGAAACAGAACCAGAAGCGCUUGGUUGAGCAGCUGACUUCAGUUCUGAUAUGCUCCCCAGGCCCUCCGACACGUUGGGUGUUGGCUGACUGCCUGGCCCUGCUCUACAAGCUAGGAGACUCCCUCUCUUCCAGUCUCACUGUCGACAAAUGCAAUGACAUCAUUCGCAGCAAAGAUGACUCUCCCAGCUUCCUGCCCACAAGACUGGCUGCCAUCGCCUGUCUGGGCACCCUCUACGAACAGCUGGGUCGCAUGCUGGCCAACUCCUUCAAGGAGACCCUGGGGAACCUGCUUAAGGCCAUGAAGAAUGCAGAGUCCCAGGGCCGGUAUGAGAUCAUGCUAAGCACGGAGAAGAUCCUGCGUGGGCUUGGCGUGAGCGCCGUUCCAUGUCACAGGGACAUCUACAAGGCCACACGCAUGUGUCUGACCGACCGCUCCAUGGCUGUGCGCUGCGCUGCCGCCAAGUGUCUGCUGGAACUACAGAGGGAAGCAGUGUUCCUGUGGACCUCAGAGCUGGAGAACGUUGCCACUCUCUGCUUCAGGGCCUUCGAGGGCUCCAACUAUGACGUGAGGGUGGCUGUAGCCCGGCUGCUGGGAACUUUGCUCGCCACGGCCGUGGAACCCAAACAGCCCACCGCAGCCCUCAGGCAGAGCUCCAAGCGGACCUCGUUGGAGGAGGUGAUGGACCUGCUGACAGGUGGUUUCCUGAGAGGGGGGGCUGGCUUCCUGCGGGCCAGUGGAGACAUGCUGAAGGGAACAAGCUCUGUCAGCAAGGACAUCAGGAUAGGUGUCACCCAGUCUUGCGUGGUGUUUAUUUCCUGUCUGGGCGGAGCCUGGCUGGAGGCCAACUUCCCUAUGCUCCUGUCUCUGCUGAUGGAACUGGUGUCUCACGGGCGCGCCACACAGGCGCCUGCCGACGCCGUGGUUUGCCGACGCUGCGUCUCCUUCGUGCUGCGUGCCAGCCUGGGCUCCCUGCUGGGGGAGAAGGCCCAGAUCGCCGCCGCCAAGGAGAUCUGCCAGGCCGUCGGCAGGCAGAAGAGAGCCAUAGAUGCGGCGAUGAGUGAUGGGAACAUGGAGACCCGGGUCAGCCCUGCCGACGUGGCAGCCAGUCAGCAUGUCCUGGUGUGUGCCCUGCUGGAGCUGGGAAGUCUGGUACAGGGACUGGGGUCCACCGCAGCCCCACUCAUCACAGACGCCAGCACGGCCCUCCUGGACACGGUCAUCUCCGUCUUGCUCCACCCCAGCGCGUCAGCUCGUCUCGCUGCUGCCUGGUGUUUGCGCUGCGUUGCCAUGGCGAUGCCGUCCCAGGUUGCCGUGCUACUGGACCGCUGCACCGAGAGGCUCGCCGCCCUCAAGUCCUGCCCCGAGGCCGUGGCCGGGUACAGUGGUGCCAUCGCCGCCCUGCUGGGGGCCGUGCAACACUGCCCUCUGGGCAUCCCCCACACUAGAGGACAGGUGGUGCUGGGCCUGGCUGAGGACCUUCUCCGCUCAGCCACUCAGAACAGUCGGAUCUCCAUUCCGAGGACUCAGGCUGGCUGGCAGCUGCUUACUGCUCUCUGUACCCUUGGCCCAGCGGUGGUGGAGCACCACCUGCCCCGGCUGCUGCUUCUGUGGAGGUGUGCCUUCCCGCCCUCCAUCAGGGAGCUGGACAUGGAGCUCCGUCGUGGGGACUACUUCACCUGGCAGGUCGCCCUGGAGGGCCGCGCCGGAGCGCUCUGCGCUAUGAGAAGCCUGGUCGCUCACUGUUCGGACCUUCUCACCGAUGACGUCAUCAGCCGGAUGCUCACUCCAUUGGCCUGCGCCGUGGCACUGCUCACCAAGGUACCUUCUCUCAUCAAGUCCUAUGGGAAUCAGAUAAAGGGGUCGUCCGUUGUCUUCAGACUGAGAGUGUACGAGAUCCUGGCUCUGCUGCCUCCAAAGAUCUAUGAAGAGAGUUUUGGGGUGGUGGUGAAGCAGCUGGUGUUGGAUCUCACAGCCCAGGAGAACUCUGGCUGUUCGGAGCUCACUCUGAUCCCCCCCCUCUGCCACGCCCAGGACCUGGCUCUGCUGGGGCCCGCGCUGCAGGACAUGGACCAGAGAUACAUAGAGGAGCAGCUGCAUGGCAGCAGUGUUGGAGGAGGCACUCUGGAGUAUGACCCCUUCACCAUCAGUCUGAAGCAGGAGGAAGUGCCCGCCCCCCUCCCCCCUGCAGCCGCCCUCACCUCUGCUGCCGUCCAGCUGUUUGGAGUCAUCUUCCCCCACAUCAUCAUCCCUCAGAGGAGUCAGAUUCUGGAGCAGUUCAUUGAGACGGUGACUCAGCUGAAGGGAGUGAGACAGCAGAUCGUCCAGACCCAUGUCUCUGCUGCCCUCUGCAGUGUUCUCAAGCUUCUGGGCUGUAGUCGAGGUACGCUUGGUCCUGAGGAGGUGCGGCGUCCUGCUCUGGCUCUCCUGGUGGGGGCGCUAGAGAGCAGCAGCUCUGUGCUGCGCUGCAUGGCGGCUGAGGGCCUGGCUCGCCUGGUGCAGGUGGUCAACGACCCAGGCUUCACCGUCUCCAUGACGCUGAGCAGCUUUGACAAGCUGAAGAGUGCCAGGGACGCGGUGACACGCACGGGUCAUGCUCUGGCCCUGGGGACCGUGUACCGGUAUGCCGGGGGCAUCAGCUCACCCCAGCAUCUCAGCGCCUGCGUGGGCAUCCUCUUCACCCUCUCCCAGGACAGCACCUCACCUGAAGUCCAGAUGUGGGCUCUCCACUCCCUGUCCAUGGUGAUAGACCUGGCUGGUCCCCUGUACCACAGCCAUCUGGAGGCCAGCUUCACCCUGGUCCUGCGCCUGCUGCUCUCCAUCCCUCCCACACACGUAGAGGUGCACCAGAGCCUGGGGAGAUGUCUCAACUCUCUCAUCACCUCCCUUGGCCCAGACCUGCAGGGUGAGGGCGCAUGCGUCUCUGCACUGCGGGCCUCGUGCCUUGUGGGCUGUGAAGUGAUGCAGGACAGCCCAGACUGUCUAGUCCAGGCCCAGGCCAUCUCCUGUCUGCAGCAGCUCCACAUGUUCGCGCCCCGACACGUCAACCUGGCCAGCCUGGUACCCACCCUCUGUGAGAUCAUGUUGGAUUAUUCUAUGUUGGUAAACCUGUGUAGUUCCUACUUGUCCCUGCGCCGUGCCGUGGUAGCCUGCCUAAGACAGCUGGCCCAGAGGGAGGCGCUAGAGGUGUCGGAGCACGCCAUAGCUCUGGUCAAGGAGCUGCCACGCAGAGACAACACACAGCUGGAUGUGACCAUUAAGGAGGUGGGCCUAGAGGGGGCUCUGUUCAGCCUGCUGGACCGGGAGUCAGACCCCCGUCUCCGCAGGGACAUCCAGGAGACCCUUGUCCACAUGAUGGGGUCCAUCUCAGCUGGCAAGCUGUCCCACUGGCUCAAACUCUGCAAGGACGUCCUCUCUGCAUCCGCAGACUCCCGUGCCCCAGUGGAGACCACCCAGGAGGAGGAGGGAGAGAAGGACGACGACGCCUCUGUCUUCCACGCCAAGUCGGACUCCAGCGGGCCCUUCACCAACCUGCGCUGGUCCACGCGCGUCUUCGCCGUGGAGUGUGUGUGCCGCAUCAUCGCCCAGUGCGAGCACGGAAACCCCGCCCACUUCGACAUGGCACUGGCCCAAGAGCUCCGCCUUCACGAGUCCACUGACUUCCUGGUUCUCCACCUGGGCGACCUGGUGCGCAUGGCGUUCAUGGCUGCCACUGACCACAGCGAGCAGCUGCGUCUGUCCGGCCUGCAGACCCUCCUGGUCAUCAUCCGCAGGUUCUCCUCCAUCCCGGAGCCCGAGUUCCCCGGCCACGUGAUCCUGGAGCAGUACCAGGCCAACGUAGGAGCUGCCCUCAGACCUGCCUUCACCCCUGACGCUCCGCCCCAUGUCACAGCUAAAGCAUGCCAGGUGUGCAGUGCGUGGAUCGCCAGCGGCGUGGUGAGCGACCUCCGGGACCUGCGGCGUGUGCACCAGCUGCUGGCGUCCUCGCUGAUCAAGGUGCAGGCUGGGAAGGAGACGCCGAGCCAGCUGUACAACGAGGCCACCGCUACCAUGGAAACGCUGGCCGUGCUCAAGGCCUGGGCGGAGGUGUACAUUGUAGCUGUGCAGACUAGCAAACAAAAGGAGAGUUCUGAUAGGUUCGCUGACCUGGCUGGACCCCCUCCGUCCAGUGAGGGCUCAGUAUCUGGAGCUGGGGUGGCAGGGCUGCUGAAGCUAGUUCAGUCAGACCUGGGCACGCUGAGCCGUCUGUGGAUGGCAGCACUACAGGACUACGCCCUGCUGACCCUCCCCCAAGACUACAACUCCCAGCUUCCUGCCGCAGGUGGUUCUUUCUACACGGCAGAGACGGUGGAGCAGGCCCGCCCGCACUACAGCUGCUCGUGGGCGCCGCUGCUCCACGCCACGGCACUCUGGCUCCACAGCACCGGUUUCAUCAUGGUGGACGACGGCCCCGCCAACCUGUCCAGACCUGUCACCCCCACCUCCAUGGGGCAAUCCACCUCCCUGGCCUGCGUCAAGUCCCCCGAGGACGUCAGCGCAGACCGCCUGAACCUUAUAUUAGGUAUCAGUGUGGAGUUCCUGUGCUCGCCCCACUCCCAGGACCAGAUGGAGAACAUCAAUUCCUGUCUGCUCGCCCUGCAGGCUCUACUGGACGUCUCCUGGCCACGAGCCAAGUUCGGCAGCGACCAGGAUCUGAGUGUGGAGCUACUGAACGUGCUUCACAGGCUGAUGGUGACGCGGGAGGGUCCUGAAGUCCAGCUGGCCGUUAUGGAGCUGGUCAGGCAGGUGGUCACUGCCCAACAGGAGCACGUGAAGGAGAAACGCCACAGCGCAGAGGUGGAUGAUGGGGCAGCAGAGAAGGAGACGGUUCCUGAGUUUGGCGAGGGGCGGGACACGGGCGGGCUGGUCCCGGGGCGGUCGCUGGUUUUCGGAGCUCUGGAGCUGUGUCUGUGUGUUCUGGUCCGGAAGCUUCCACAGCUCAGCCCCAAGCUGGCCGGCACCAGCCCCUCGGGCCCCGGUGGCUCGGUCUGGACCCUGAUGGACAGCGACUGUGGACUGGUGACCUCUGCCCUUGCCAUUCUGUCUGACCUGCCCUCCAUCUGCUCCCCAGAAGGGAGUGUGUCUAUCUUGCCCACGGUGCUCUAUCUGCUGAUGGGGGUGUUGAGGGAGCUUGUGCAGCAGCCUGGAGGGGCAGGAGGUGCGGGGGCCUCGGGUCUCCCAGGGGGACAGCUCCCCCAGCCUGGGCCUGGGCUCGGGGGAUGUGGAGGUCUGGGCCUGGUGGUCCGGGGGGCUCUGCAGGCCCUGAAGGCUGUCCUGUCCUCCCCCAUGAGCAGGGCGGAGAAGAGCAGAGGGGCCUGGAGCCACCUUCUGCGCUGUGCUCUCAACACUCUGCUGGACUGCUGGGACUCAGAUCAGCCAGGGUGUGUGGUGGACGAGGUCAGCCUGUUGACAGCCUUGACCAUCUUCCUGCUGACGGCCAGUCCUGAGGUGACUACGGCCGAGCCUCUCCAUACACGCUGCAUUCAGCGCUUCAGAGCCUGCCUGGAAGCCAAGGACCACACGGUGCAGAGCUGUAGCUACCAGUUGCUGACCUCUGUGUUCCAGAGCCAGGGCGGGGUGGGGGGGACCUACAUUCAGGCGUUGGGGUCCUGCGUGGUACGACACCUCCAGGGGGUGGAGAAGAGGAGGCCACAGAGCCCAGAGGAACUGCAGGCUGUCCAAGACGGUGUCCGGGCCUUGGAGGCCCUGGUCCUCGCUGCUGACGAGGCAAACCGUCCACAGCUGGUAGCCAUCUUGCUACCCAUCCUCAUCUCCUUCCUAUUGGACGAGAACGCCCUGGGCUCCUCCCCGGCGCCGGCUCGUUCCCUCCAUGAGUGGUCUCUGAAGGACCUGAUGCGUCUGGGCCCCCAGCACCCGUCUGUGUUCAAGGCCCUCAUGGCCUCUUCCCCGCACCUCAAGGCCCGUCUGGAAGCUGCCGUCAAGGGCAACCAGGAGAGUCUGCACGCCAAGGCCUCCAGCACAGCCCACGGCCCCAGGAAGACCUCCCCAAGCAUCCAGCUCAAAACCAACUUUCUGUGAACCUGGAAGGGAAUGAAGCUGACGUCUUUAAUGAACCCCUUCACCCGACUCAGCCUAACCCAGCCGGGCCUAGCUCAGGCCUGCCAUCCUCUAAAGCUCACUAGUGUAGGCCUUAAUAUCAUUAUCAAGUGAUGCAUGUUUGUAAUACCAGAGCUGAGGACAUUUAGAUCAAAAGAUAUUGGAUAGGGGUAGGCAGUAAGUUGUCAAUGAGCGCCACCUGCCCUAUCACAGGGACGGGCGGGGCUAAAUGUGUCUAUAUGACUGUAGGGUUUAUCAUGUGAACUAGAGAAGGAUUCGAGAUGCGGGGAUCAUUCAUUAUGUGGAGCAGAUCACCCUCAUCAGUAUAUCACAGACUUGUCACUUUAUCACAUUAGGAAAUGGCAUUCACAUAUUGUUCCCCAAUGAUCACACACAAUGCAGUAAGUAGUGUCUAAGGGGUAAAGAGUAGCAAUGUAUAGAAUAAUCUCAUGGUACAGGUAGUUGUAGGGUUUAUGUGGCCAGUUUAACCUUUAUGAGGGAGCAACGGUGUAAAGACAAUGUCAUCAUUCUCACAUCACCUUCCUCUAUAUCCAUGUUCCAACUUCAGCAGUGAACAUCUUAAGAAGUAAUUUGCCAGGCAAGCCACAGAUGUGGCUCGUACCCGUGCACUUGGAACCACUUACUGGUAUCAUGGUACAGUCAUAGUUCUGUGUUGAGUGGAAAUAUGACAGAUCUGUAGCUUCCAUCUUUAUAAGUUCCUUAUACUUAAUUCUCUCAACUGUCCUUGUCAGACUCUACUAUGCCAGCCAACAAACAUGCUUAAUGCUACAGACUGUUAGAGCACAUUAACAGCUUAGCAGUAACAAGAUUGUCAUCAAGCGUCAUACUGUAGACUUGAAUCAUUAUACUAUGCAGUAUUAAGGGUUAUGAAUAAUAGUACAAUAAUAGCCAUGUAAAAAGACCCCAAUUCUUUAUCCAUGACUGUUUUUGUUUUGAUAAUUGAGACAAAAAAUACAGUAUCCACUCAAAGAAAACUGUUAGCAGACAGAACUGCACUUAUAACACUGUGUGACGGUCAGCAUUAUACUCUCUUGCAGCUAUCUGAUCAUAAUCUGACCGCUAUCAUUAACUUGAUGGUCUGUAGAGGCUGCUUAAGGAUGGGGUUGGUAGCAUGAAUUACUUUAUCAUCACAACAUCUUGGCUUUUAUCGGUUACUUCCUGUUUUAGGGUAACUUGAGAUUAAUUUGUUUGAAUUAAUGUACUGUAUGGAUGAACGCUAUCUCCUCUAAACUGAGGCUUUGAUCAAAAGCAUUGGCUGUGGAAUACAUUGGGUUGUCAUCCAGCAUAUGAAUGUUCACUGAAGAGUGACGCUUUACCAUAGUUACAGUUAAUCAUUGGAUGAUAGUCCAGUCACUAAAGUCAAGACUAAAAAGUAUGUAUCUGCAAUAAUCAACAUCGUCCUGUUGACAGCACUACAAUAGAUACGAUGAUACUGUUAUAAUACUAAGCCUGUAUAUCAUGAAGUGACUUGGCAUUUGUUUUGUAAACUGUACAAAUGAAAAUAUUGGUUGGAUAUUAACACAUGAUUUUCUAAUGCCAGUGGGUGAAUAAAGCCUAAUUUUCAUUUAA
Osmerus eperlanus (European smelt) is the source of this 8116-nucleotide messenger RNA. RefSeq names its product HEAT repeat containing 5a (gene heatr5a). The transcript is spliced from 36 exons. Lineage: Eukaryota; Metazoa; Chordata; Actinopteri; Osmeriformes; Osmeridae. The record is from RefSeq and is a predicted model, not a curated record. Bases 299 to 6508 code for a protein of 2069 amino acids. Gene Ontology annotation, cellular component: endocytic vesicle; Golgi apparatus; membrane. Gene Ontology annotation, biological process: retrograde transport, endosome to Golgi; intracellular protein localization; endocytosis.